Molecule: messenger RNA, 981 nt
Organism: Notodromas monacha
Lineage: Eukaryota; Metazoa; Arthropoda; Ostracoda; Podocopida; Cyprididae
Source: the annotation of a GenBank genome assembly
UAUGUUUUGUUUCCGCAGACGACGAUGGAGUCUUUAGUGCUCCAAGUAUCAUGUGUCUUCUUGAUGUUCCUUUUGCAUUUCGGGGUCGGGUUGUCGCCGUUUUUGUUGGUGCGAUGUUGUGACAAAGGUAGGCAAUCGUCAGAGUUGCCAUCGUGGAUCAACUGCGUCACUGGAGGUGUUUUCAUUGCCAUGUGUUUCCUCGGCCUCAUCCCGUAUGCCGAGGACAAGUUUGACGAGACGGAUUUUGCGUCUGUUUUGCCCAUGGCGCAGAUUUUCGUUGUUGCUGGAGUCUUUUUCGUGUUGCUGUUGGAAUCGGCGGUUAGGCUAUGGUUGUUUCGGGGUGGUGUCAAGACGCACCAGGCUUGCAAAGCGUCAACCGUGUUUCACGAUGUUCUUGCAGUUGACAUUUAUUCUGAGGAAGCCCGAGACGCUGUUGACCCCUUGAUGGAAGAAACCCCACAUUCCGAUGAGAUGCAAGUCCACGUGCAUGGAGGCGUUUCUUGGGACGACAUUUUAACCAGCAACAGUCCAAAUAAGGACUCCUCUGUCAUUUUCCUUUUCAUGGCCAUUAAUCUUCACGCAUUUUUUGAAGGCGUGGCCCUUGGACUGCAAACUGAGCCAAAGAAACUCGUUCCUUUGUUCAUUGGAAUACUUGUUCACGAAAUAAUGACUUCGUUUGCGUUGGGCGUGUCUGUGGUCCGGAAACGAUUCCCUUUCGUGACUGUGGCCAAGUAUUUGUUUUCUUUCGCGGCGUCCAUUCCGUUGGGCAUUGGCGUCGGGAUUGCCAUCAGUGUGGCGCCGGGAAAUGGCGGCGCGAUCACGUCGGCUUGUUUGCAAGCCUUCAGUGCCGGGGUUUUGUUGCAUAUUAUCCCUGCGGAGUUGUCGAAAGAAGCGUCGAAUUUCGUCAAGAUAUUUUACUUUAUGCUCGGGUUUGUGGCUUUUGGCUGUGUUGGUGGACUUUUGCAUCACGUGUUAACGUGA